GGACAUGUACUGCAUGGAGCACUGGGUGUUAUAUGAAAACAGUGAAUCGUGGAUCACUACAUUAAAAACUAAUAACGUAUUGUAUGGUGACUAACAUAAAAUUAAAUUAAAAUAAAAUAAAUAAAAUAAAAUAAAAUAAUCUCCUUUUCUUUAACUUUUGAGAGUUUAAUUAUAUUGUGUCUUAGUGUAGGUCUCUUUGGAUUCCUCUUUUGGAGAUCCCAUGGGCUCCCUGGAUGUAGCUGUCUCUUUCUCUAAGUUGGGUGGUUUUCUGUUAUUUUUUCAAAUAAGCUUUCUGACCCCUUUCUCUCUCUCUUCUCCUGGGACCCCUAUAAUAUUAGUCUGCUUGAUGGAGUCUUAUAAUUCUCUUAAGCUAUCUUCACUCUUUUUCAUUAUUUUUUCUUUUUGCUUCUCUGAUUGAAUGAAUUCUUCCUUUCUGUCUUUGAGUUUGCUGAUAUUUUCUUCCACUUUAUCUAGUCUGCUCUGUUAACUUUUUCAACUUAGUUACUUUUUCAGCUUUGAUUUCUGUUUGGUACUUUUUAAUAUUUUCUAUCUCAUUGUUGAAAUUCUCACUUUGUCAUGCAUUGGUCUCCUGACCUUGGUAAGCAUCUUUUGACCAUUAUUUUAAACUCUUUAUCAGAUAAAUCACUUAUCUCCAUUUUAUUAGGGUCUAUUUCUGGGGUUUUAUCUUGUUGUUUUGUUUAGAACAUAUUCUUCUGUUUCUUCAUUUUUCUUUCCCUCUGUGUUGGUUUCUGCAUAUUAGAUACAACAGCCACCUCUCCCAGUCUUGAUAGAGUGGUCUUGUGUAAGAGAUGAACCUUAUCAUUCAGCUCAGCCUUAGCUCUUGGCUGUCACUCAAACCUUUGUGAUUUUUCUAAGCCACUUUCUGUGGUUUUAGCGGCUUCCAGUAGUUGAAGGUGUGUCAAGACCUGUCAGUCUCCCAAAGGGGAGGAUCUUAGUCAGCACCUAGAUGGAGGCUGAUUGGAAGCCAGACCCUUGGUUAACAGCUUUUAAAGUAUGCAAGCAGACUUCUUUCCAGGAAAGACUGGGAGCUGGGCAUUUCUGUGUGCUCCCUUUGCACUGAGCCUUGGGUAGAUAGCCAAUUAAGAAGCAUUUCUUUGUUUGUUACUGUCCUAUGGAAUCUGGAACUAAAGCCCCACUGGCUGCCAGAGCCAGGUGAUCAAGGGGUGAUCAAGCCAGGUGAUCCCCUGGACAGCAGCCACAAAAGCCAGAGUGGUAGGCAUGUAUACAAGUUCAUUCCAGGAAUACACCAAUGACCUGAGUGGGCCAGAGGGAGAAUGUGCAGAUGGUGCCCACUGGCUUUCUUCAUCUCUGGGGAGGAUUGCAGUCUGUCCCUAGAUGUGUGCCAAAAUAGAAGCCUGACCUUCAAGAAGCAGCUUUUAAUGUAUGCAAAUAGGUUUUUUCUAGAGAAAGACUAGGAUAUGGGUGUUUCUGUCUGCUGUCUCUGUACUAGACCUGAGUUUUCCACAGUGAGUCUUCAUAAGCCCAUUAAGAACUGUUUCGAGCCGGGCUGGUACCACCAUGUUCUCUUGGGCAGGCGUCGCUGGGCCAAGUUCGAAAUAUGGCAAAUUUAAAAGAUAUUACCAGGCGACUAAAAUCAAUCAAAAACAUCCAGAAAAUCACCAAGUCUGUGAAAAUGGUAGCAGCAGCAAAAUAUGCCCGAGCUGAGAGGGAGCUGAAACCAGCUCGAGUAUAUGGGAUAGGAUCUUUGGCUCUGUAUGAAAAAGCUGAUAUUAAGGUGCCUGAACACAAGAAGAAACACCUCCUUAUUGGUGUGUCCUCAGAUCGAGGGCUCUCUGGUGCUAUUCAUUCCUCGGUUGCUAAACAGAUGAAAAGUGAGGUGGCCACGCUCACAGCAGCUGAGAAAGAAGUCAUGCUUGUUGGAAUUGGUGAUAAAAUCAGGGGUAUACUUCAUAGGACUCACUCUGACCAGUUUCUGGUGUCCUUCAAAGAAGUGGGAAGAAAACCUCCUACUUUUGGGGAUGCGUCCGUCAUUGCCCUUGAACUACUAAAUUCUGGACAUGAAUUUGAUGAAGGGUCUAUCAUCUUUAAUCAGUUCAGGUCUGUCAUCUCCUACAAGACAGAAGAAAAGCCCAUAUUUUCCCUUGAAACCGUUGCAAGUGCUGAGAGCAUGAGUACCUAUGAUGAUAAUGCUGACGUGCUGCAGAAUUACCAAGAAUACAAUUUGGCCAACAUCAUCUACUGUUCUCUAAAGGAAUCCACCAUGAGUGAGCAAAGUGCCAGGAUGACGGCCAUGGACAACGCUAGCAAGAACGCUUCCAAGAUGAUUGACAAACUGACCUUGACAUUCAAUCGCACCCACCAGGUUGUCAUCACGAAAGAGUUGAUUGAAGUCAUUUCCGGUGCAGCAGCUCUGGAUUAAUGAAAACCAAGUUUCAUCCUCAGACAAGAUAUAAAGAAGGAAAAUUCAGCCAGCUGGUUUUAUUUUUAGCUUACUGCUGUCCUUGUCGGAAGAAAUUGUUGGUCCAUUGUUUAAACUACUAAAGACCGCAAGAUGUUUAUAAAUUAUCUUACAAUAAACUACUUAC
This is a messenger RNA of Mirounga angustirostris (Northern elephant seal), 2567 nucleotides long. RefSeq names its product ATP synthase subunit gamma, mitochondrial-like. Gene Ontology annotation, molecular function: proton-transporting ATP synthase activity, rotational mechanism. The record is from RefSeq and is a predicted model, not a curated record. NCBI's taxonomy places the organism in Eukaryota, Metazoa, Chordata, Mammalia, Carnivora, Phocidae. Gene Ontology annotation, biological process: proton motive force-driven ATP synthesis.